This is a messenger RNA of Prorocentrum cordatum, 866 nucleotides long. NCBI's taxonomy places the organism in Eukaryota, Dinophyceae, Prorocentrales, Prorocentraceae. The record is from the annotation of a GenBank genome assembly.
UCUCCAUACUCCUCCUGCCUCCUCGCUUCUCUCCUGGCCGCUGGCGCAGCAACUCCUCGCCCAGCCAUCCCUCUUCUGUGGAGUCAGCGCUCCUGUCUUCCAGGCGGGAUGGAAGGCGCGUGAUGUUACAGGGCUUCCCAGCACCAGGACGCUCGGCCCGCAGUGCGUUCAAUAGCAGAAACCCAUGUUUUCGAGAGCGGAAAAUGUCUGCACACCGCGAAGAGCAGGUCUGUACAUAAGCUCAGUGCUCUUCCCUCCGAGGCGGGAUUUGUACAUGACCGCCGCCCGCAGGAUCCAUUUUCGGGGACCCCGGCAGGCGGUGGACAUGGACAUGUUCAGGCUCCCGGGGGCCAAAACGUGUCCAUCUCCACCGCCCGCUGGGGCACCAGGACGUUGCGCCCCAGGCAGUGGAUCUGGAUGAACCCCCGCCUCGCAUUCUCGCCACCGAUCCAGCGCCGCCGGGCCGCUCCACGCUGCCACGUUUGGCAGCGCCCUGCCGCCUCGACGGCGACGGGCCGCCUCGCCGCCGGGCCGCGUCGCGGCAGACCUUGUGUGGUCGACGGCGGAGCCGUGGCCUCUCUCGCGUCUGCCGCGGCGCGGCGGCGUCCGGGGCCUCGGGCACGGCGGCGGAGGACAUGUCUCAGCAUGUCUCCGGGCGCUUGGGCGAGGAGACGCCAGCUGAAAUGGGGCUCGGGCGCGGCGUACCUGCUACACAAGCAUGUGGCGGACUCACAGCACGAUGCUUGCCCAAGGGGACCUCCAAGAGGACCCCGAGAAGCAAACAUAUGUUCUCUCGUUCAGGCUAAUUUUGUUGGCCAGAUUCGUUCCUGAAGUGAACGAUGUCUACGACAACCCAAGAGACCCCC